Messenger RNA from Penicillium brevicompactum, 1557 nucleotides. RefSeq lists its product as uncharacterized. Lineage: Eukaryota; Fungi; Ascomycota; Eurotiomycetes; Eurotiales; Aspergillaceae. The transcript has a single exon. Bases 1 to 1557 code for a protein of 518 amino acids. The record is from RefSeq and is a predicted model, not a curated record.
AUGUCGCUACGUCCUCUCGGAUGUCAAUCCAAUCUAUACGCGCAAUUAUUUCGCAGACAUACCAUCCUCAAACCCCUACGAUACCCCUCAUGCUCACGCGACACCCAAUUCAAGCUUCAAUGGGCCGGGAGAACCUUGCACCUUCAUGAACCACCGGCAUUGUCGCAAAGGCGUUCGUUUGUCGAUCUACCCCGAUCCGCGCAUACAACACAUAGCCACAGCAACAAACCACGAGCUCACAAAUGCCACCAUGAGUCCACGGAAAACGAAGACAUAUACUGUGCGCAUUGUGGUGGAAAGACGAUUCCCAAGAUCCGCAAGCCCGUCGACCCGACAGACCAUUCCCUCGGCUGGCACUGCAAACCAUGUCGCCAGGUCUUAAAUGUUCACGGCGCCCUACCGAAUGAGGAACAGCUUGUGUUGAUCCGACGUCGACGGUUAAUAUGGGAGAGUGGUGAAACCAAGAAAAGAAGCCCCUGUCGACACUGCGGCGAAAUUACAGCUCCGAAAAGCAGUCGAAAGUUCAUCGACCCUGAGAACCCAUCUGCGGGUUUUCACUGUCGAUCAUGUGUUCGACAUGUACACCAGCAUGGCUCUCUACCUUCUGAGCUUGAAAUCGCAGCUUUCAGGACUCGCAGAGAAAAUCGGGCGAAGAGUAACGCUGGCCGCACGAAGGACACAACCCAAGAGAGCGCAGGAAGCUCGAAAGAAGAGACCCGGGCUUCCAGGUCCAAGUCCACAGAGCCGAAGCAGAGUCGUGAUCCGCAUAACUGUCAACACUGCGGCGAUUUGACAUAUUCCAACAACAAACGGAGGCUCGUUGAGCCACAAAAUCCCUCCAGUGGUUACUACUGUCAGCCGUGUAGUAGGAGUCUUAUCAAAACCGACGCCCUGCCAAGCACUGCGCAAAUCGAAGCGCUCAGGAAACGCCGCUUGAAACGAAGCGCUACCGCUGCCCCACCAGCGCGUGCGAUGAAAAGCCCUUGUGUUCACUGCGGUAUGACCACCGCCCCAGGUGGCAAGCGCCGACUGGUCGAUCCCCAGAAGCCGUCUUCCGGGUACUACUGUCGUGGUUGCAGCUCCAGCUUGAAGGUAACCAACUCCCUACCCGACGCGAAGACGAUAGCAUUCUGGAAGUCUCGUGAGAAGGUUCGACAAAGCAAUAUCCAAGCUGCGCUAGAAGCUUCUGCAUCGCAGGCUCAAUCCUCGCAGGAGGGUUCCUCUCCGACAGGCGACCAGCUCAAAUCCUGCGAACACUGCAAGGCCGAUGAAAAUACUGUGACUAUCAGACAUCUUGCCACUGUGGAUCGAGAUAUUUGCACCUCGUGUCUUAAUUAUUUUGACGUUUCGGGCUCACUUCCGGACCCGAAUGCUCUGUCCCGCCGGCAUAAUCUGAGAAUCGCCCGGGCGCGCAUUCAAGCUGAUAUUGAAGCUGGUCGGCCAUUGGCUUGUGGUCAUUGCAAGCAACCUCGGCCGCAAUUUCCGACCGGACAUUGGAAGAUUGGAGGACAGUUCUUUGAUUUGGUUUGUCCGAGAUGUCAACGCUUUGGACACUGA